Mirounga angustirostris (Northern elephant seal) is the source of this 3876-nucleotide messenger RNA. RefSeq names its product kinesin-like protein KIF19. Gene Ontology annotation, biological process: microtubule-based movement. Gene Ontology annotation, molecular function: microtubule motor activity; microtubule binding; ATP binding. The record is from RefSeq and is a predicted model, not a curated record. Lineage: Eukaryota; Metazoa; Chordata; Mammalia; Carnivora; Phocidae.
CACAGGGUGGCCAGGCUCUUGGUCUGCCCAGUUGGGCCCCCAGGACUCCCCGGGGGCGCAUGCCCCCCACUAGCCCAGGAGUAAACAGAGCUGAUUGGUCUCUAGUUGCCCUGCCCCCCCCCCCCCGCCCCGUCCCCAGAGGCCCUCCUACAACUUGCUUCAUAAUUAUGUAUUUGUGUGAGAGGGCAGAGGCCUUAGGGAGGGGGCCACCGUGCACGCUGGUUUGGAGAAGCAGAGAGGGGGCUGCAGAGCUUGGAGGGUAGACAGAUGGUGGUGCUCAUGGACCCUGGCGAGGACCCCGAGGACACGCUGCGCGCACACCGGUCGCGGGAGAAGACCUUCAUCUUCAACACUGUUUUCGACCAGCAUGCGUCACAGGUACCCCGCGCCCCACGCCCCCUGCGUCCUCCCACGGGGCUUCACCAGACCCUGGAGCCCCCCUGGGAGGGCUUGGUGGCCAGGUGGUCCCGUCCAUGACUUGUCACAGGAGUGUCCCUGCUGAACAACGAGGUUGGCACGUGCGCCGUCCCAGGGGCAGGUAGCGGGAGGCCCCGGGGUUCACACGCGUUCUCAUUUGUCCGUCCGUCCAGACAACAAGGCGGGGUCCCCUCUGCCAUGUGGCUGGAGCAUGCUAUGCUCCCUGCCCACAGGGGCCCCCCUGGGGCAGCAGCAGGGGACGAGGGGCCCAGGCGCAGGCUUCAGCCGGCCCCUUCCUCAGACGUUUGGGCCCAGCGUCAGGUCGCACGCACCAGACCCCCGCCUGGGAGAGCCCAGGGGGCCCGGCAGAGCAGGAUUUGAACUCGGGCUUCUGGAGACGGGCUGUCGCACGGCCAAGGUAUGGUGUCUGGGGGAUGUUUGGCCCCGAGACCAGUCCAGCCCUGCCCGCCCUGCCCCUGCAGCUGCCCGCUGGGCCCCGGCACGGCUUGUCUCGGACACACCGGCCCUCCCUCGGGACGCGGCCGUAGCUAGAAAGAGGACGGAUUUGCUCCGCGUGGCCGGCCGGCUGCUUUCUGAGCAGACUCGCGGCUUUCGCCCCUGAGAUCUUCCUGGGGCUGCAAGUAGGAGGGGGCUGGCCAUCAGCAUCUGUUGAGCAGUGGCUGCCUGCUGUCCUGGCGCACAUGGUCUUGCCAGCCCCUCAGCAGCCCUCUGCAACGUCCUGUGAUGUGGUCCCCAUUUUACAGACGGGGAAACCGAGGCUCCUCGCCUGAGGUCACACAGCUAGGGGGUUGCAGGCCAGCUCUCAGCCGCUGACGGUGUAAGUCCACAGCUCAGGAGAGCAGUCCCCGUGCUCAGGUCUGCCUCUAGCCGCCAUGAGCCGCGUCGCUGGCCGGGGCUACUGGGACAAUUUGGGGACGCCAGGAGCAGGGUCCAGAUGGGCGCCCAGGAAGGGCAGCAGAGAUGGGACUGUCGUUUCUGUCUGGGCCAGCCACGUCCACGCACCUGGAGGUGUCCUUUCUUGAAUACCCCUGUGGGCAGGGAGCUUACUACCACACCUGUUGCUAGGCGUUGCUGCCUUAUGUGGGAUUCUGCAGGACUGAGGUGCUCAGGCGUCAGUCCUGGUUUUGUCCCAGGAGGAGGAGUCCUGAUGCUCUUCCCAGACUUGCAAGUCCUGGGCUGCCUUCCGGUCCCAGGCACCUGUCGGGCUUCUCUCAGCUCCUGAGAAGCCCCAUCGCGUCCAGCACCAGACCCGUGUCAGGCCUCGUGGCGGGAGCUGUCCUGCGCUCUCGUGUGAUCCUCCCUGACGGCUGUGCUCUGGGGGCCCGGCCCCCUCUCAGCCCCUGGGGCGGCAGAGCGGCAGGACGGAGACUGCAGCCCACGCCCUGUCUAGACUGGCCCCCGCCUGAGGGUCCCGGCACACGCGUGUCCGACUCUGGCCAGGCCGCGCAUCCCGCUGUCUGUCCUUCCAUCCGUCCACAGGAAGACGUGUAUCAUGCCACCCCCCCAGCACCUGCUGGAAGGUGUCAUUUCUGGAUACAACGCGACGGUGUUUGCCUAUGGCCCCUCAGGUACCGCCGAGGGCAGGGGCCUGGGAGGGCGCGGGGCUGGUGGCAGGGGCGCUCUCCCUCCCGGACAAAGCACCUGCGGUGCACCAGCAUGUGCUGGUCUCCCUGCGCCCAUUGGCUCCUUCCAGCCUCGUCGAGGCCCCACGGGCAGGUAGAGCGCCCCCUUGCCGCACGCAGGGAAGCUGAGCCUCGGGGGGCUCACACGGCUGGUAGGAGUGCAUGUGGGGUCCAGCCGCGCCUGCACCUUGCUGCCCGCGAGGACCCACAGAUUUCUCCAUGAGGACGAGCAGUUGGGCUCAACACGGUCCACAAAGCUGAGCCACCUCUCGAGUCCUGAAAACUAGGAUCACAGAGGGACGGGGCAGUUGGGGAAACGGAGGCUGGGAAGCGCCUGGUCCAGAGUCACAGCCUUUGGAUGUCAUCGGUUCGGUCAGUAGCCGUUAGGGAGCACCCGCUGUGUGCCAGGCUCUGGCGGAGGAGGGGCCGUCUGAUCUUUCGGGAGCAGGGGCGGGGGCAGCGGUGUCCCUGUGACAGGCGUGAGUCCGGCAACUGUAGGAACGGCUUCCGCAUCUUCCCUAGAGCUGGGGGAGGAGCACGCACCCGGUGGUCGCCCCUCAUCCCGGCCCGUUUGGCCCACAUCUGCGCUUCGGUCCCGUGUCUCCCGCGUCUGCGGUUUCUUCUGCAGGGGAGCCACUGGACUCUUGUGGGCUUCCCCCUGGUUUCCAAAACUGAAAACAAGCGCGUCUGAGUGUUCGGGACCGUUUGCCCAAGGUGGCGGAGGUCUGAACCAUCUCGUGGUGGCGCGUGUCCAGGCGGGGUCAGAGCCUGCCUCAGGAGUCCCUGCCCUGGCGGCUGUCCUCCUGCCCACAGGCGCAGGGAAGACCCACACCAUGCUGGGCACGGACGCCGAGCCCGGCAUCUACCUGCAGACCCUCACCAACCUCUUCCGGGCCAUCGAGGACAGCCGCGACAACGCGGACUGCAGUGUGUCCAUGUCUUACCUGGAGAUUUAUAACAAAGUGAUCCGGGAUCUCCUGAACCCAUCCUCGGGGUUCCUGGACCUGAGGGAGGAUUCUCGGGGCAACAUCCAGAUCGCAGGCAUCAUGGAGGUCUCCACCUCAAACGCCCAGGAGCUCCUCACCAAGGGCAGUCGGCAGCGCACGCAGGAGCCCACGGCCGCCAACAGGACAUCCUCCCGCGCCCACGCCGUGCUGCAGGUCACCAUUCGGCGGCGGAACCGCGGCGCAGACGCGCUGGAGGGAGUGCGUGUCGGGAGGCUCUUCCUGGUGGACCUGGCCGGCUCGGAGCGGGCGUCGCAGACCCAGAACCGCGGCAAGAGGAGGAAGGAGGGCGCCCAUAUCAGCCGCUCCCUGCUGGCUCUGGGCAACUUCAACGUGCUCAGCGAGAAAAGUGGCCGCCGGGCACAGUACGUGAACUUCCGGGACAGCAAGCUCAUGCGCCUGCUGAAGGACGCCCUAGGAGGGAACAGCUGCACAGUGAUGAUCGCGCACAUCAGCCCAGCCAGCACGCCCUUCGAGGAGUCCCGGACCACCCUGCUGUACGCCUACAGGGCAAAGAACAUCAAGACGCGGGUGAAGCGCAAUCUCCUGAACGUGUCCUACCACAUCGUGCAGUAUACAGACGUCAUUUCUGACCUGCGCAGGGAGAUCGAGCGCCUCCAAUCCAAAAUUGAGACGCAGGAGGUGGAGAAGAGAGGUGAACCCGGCAUCCGGGAUGUGUGAGCUGGGAGCGGGAGGAGACCCACCAGCACACGCACAGUGACGGGACGCCAGAGAGGGACGAGGAGCCGGCAGAGGCCGACGCGGAUGGGGACGAGGGCGAGUCCGCGGAGCCGCUCGAGGUGGCUCUGGCC